This is a messenger RNA of Tricharina praecox, 1624 nucleotides long. RefSeq names its product mitochondrial ribosomal death-associated protein 3-domain-containing protein. The transcript is spliced from 2 exons. Gene Ontology annotation, molecular function: structural constituent of ribosome. Lineage: Eukaryota; Fungi; Ascomycota; Pezizomycetes; Pezizales; Pyronemataceae. Gene Ontology annotation, cellular component: mitochondrial small ribosomal subunit. The record is from RefSeq and is a predicted model, not a curated record. The coding region runs from base 86 to 1468 and encodes 460 amino acids.
ACCUUCCCCCCACCAACCCACCAACCGCAGUGCGACCCACCCCCCACGGACCUCCUCCACACCUCAAUUGACCUGCACAUCCAUCAUGGUGCUCUCGACCGCUGGCUGGCGGUGCCUCCGCUCUACAACCAUCCGCCAGCUCCCACGAUCACUCGUUCCUACUACCCCCACGGCAGCAGUAGCAUUCACCACCUCCGCGGCGACCCUCGACAAGAGCUCGAAACCCAACGUCAAGGGGGGGCAGGGGCGGAACGUACAGACGGGCCAACAGCGAGUCGGCGGAAGGGGUGGUCCUCCAACUACGGAGUCGAAAUCGCGGGCUGCAUACAAGGAGGGCGAGCGCAAACAAAUACGUCAGCGCAUCGUGCUCUCGAAUACCAACGCGCCGCCGGUAAACCUCGGCGAGCUCACGGUCGAGGUUUCCAUCCAUGAGCCCACCGUCGGCAGUGUGUUCGCGCUUGCUCCACACGAUGUGGACAAGUUGAGGGAACUUCAGGCAUUCAGGCGUACCCAGGAUUGGAAGUUCUUCUACCGCCCUAGUACGGUCAUGCGGAAGGAGAGUUUGGUGCUGGGAGAGAUGCUGAAGGAGAUCCAGGAGGGUGAAAAGGGGGCAUGCGAACGUGUUAUUCUUUCGGGUCCCAAGGGGAGUGGGAAGAGUGUGCUUUUACUACAAGCUAUGUCGUGGGCGCUGCAGAGGGAGUGGGUAGUCAUCAACAUUUCCAAUGCCCACGAUCUGGUGAUAGGCCACACCGAGUACGAGCAUGACGCGACAUCGGGCACCUGGGCACAGCGGGAAUACACACGGUCGCUUCUAUCGCGCAUCUUGUCCGCCAACCACGCCGUCCUCGCCCGCAUGAAGCUCUCCAAGGACCACACGCUGAACCGUAUCGACUUCCCCGCGGCAACCGACUUGGCGCAGUUCUGCCAACGCGGAUCGCGCGACGCCACGAUCUCGCACGAAGUGUUCACCACUCUCCUCGAGGAGCUCUGCCACGCCGGCCGCCCACCCGUCCUCUUCGCCGUCGACUCGCUCAACUUCAUGAUGCAGAACUCCGACUACCACGACCAGGACUACAACAUCAUCCACGCGCACGACCUCGCCAUCCCCCGGCACUUCUGCGACUUCCUCAACGGCACCCGCGCAUUCCCGCGCGGACUGGUCAUCGGCGCCACAUCGCUCGCCGGUGCCCCGCGCACCGACGCCUUCGAGUACGCCCUCCGUGGCUGGAAGCUCCCCGCCUACUCCAAGCUGGACACUAGGAUCGCUCCUAGCAUUGCCGGCGCCGAGGUGAUGGAGAUCGGCGCCAUGGCCGAGGAGGAGGCGAAGAGUCUGCUGGAAUACUGCCGUGUCAGUGGACUGCUCAAGGAGGGCCGUCCCCUGAGUGACGAGCAGGUUGCGCAGAGAGUUGCAGUUAGCUCGGGUCUGGCGAAGGAGCUGGUGGCAGGCUGUGUUAGGAUGCUGGCUUAGGGGAGUGUAAAAUAACAUACAUAGAUGUGUGCACGCGGUUGUAGGCAUAGAUGUACGGAAGAUCUUGUACUUUAUUGACAAUUAUGGGUUGGCUGGAUCACUUUCCGAGACGAUUCAUACCAUCAAGACAUGUCAACCGUUUCCAUAACAUGGGCG